Desarmillaria tabescens is the source of this 351-nucleotide messenger RNA. RefSeq lists its product as uncharacterized. NCBI's taxonomy places the organism in Eukaryota, Fungi, Basidiomycota, Agaricomycetes, Agaricales, Physalacriaceae. The transcript has 4 exons. The record is from RefSeq and is a predicted model, not a curated record. The coding region runs from base 1 to 351 and encodes 116 amino acids.
AUGCCUCCUGGCGAAGCUACGUACAUCUGGGAUAUUGCCGGGACAAAGAAAUUCUGGGCGAAGGGGGAAUACUGUGUUCAUUGGAUCAUAGUACACGGCAAACCAACCAUGUACACUUUUGAGUGUCUCCAAGACCAUACUAUCUCAGAAGGUAGUCGCCUUCUGCUUGUUCCGACCAUCGAAUAUGUUUUGAACCUUACUAUCCGAACCCUGACCGGUCCUUAUCGAUUAAUGAGUGUUGAUAGAGAUAUCCGCUCACAGCCCGUGCCUGUCCUGGCGAUGACGACCUUUUCCCAGUCUUCACAGAUAGGUUGGGGACUGUCAAGUGACCAGACUUGUAUGUUUGGGUGA